Condylostylus longicornis is the source of this 493-nucleotide messenger RNA. RefSeq names its product probable 28S ribosomal protein S16, mitochondrial (gene mRpS16). Gene Ontology annotation, biological process: mitochondrial translation. The transcript is spliced from 3 exons. NCBI's taxonomy places the organism in Eukaryota, Metazoa, Arthropoda, Insecta, Diptera, Dolichopodidae. Gene Ontology annotation, molecular function: structural constituent of ribosome. Bases 75 to 476 code for a protein of 133 amino acids. Gene Ontology annotation, cellular component: mitochondrial small ribosomal subunit; ribosome. The record is from RefSeq and is a predicted model, not a curated record.
UUUGAGGGCAUAUUGUCAUACGGAUUUUUUUUAUAAAAUCAAAUAUUAGGCAAAAAACAAAAAUAAAAUCAAAAAUGUCUCUUUCUCCUGCAAGUGGAAUUGGCAAAUUUUAUAAAAAAUCUGCUAAAAUUAUACGUUUUGCCAAACAUGGCUGCACUAAUCGUCCAUUUUUCCAUGUAGUAGUUAUGGAGAGAAAAAAAGAUCAAUACCAGCCUGUAAUAGAACAAGUGGGAACUUAUGAUCCGUUACCUAAUCAAUUCAAUGAAAAAUUAGUUUCUUUGAAUUUUGAGAGAAUACGAUUUUGGAUUGGUAAAGGAGCGCAUUUGUCACAACCCGUUGCUGAACUAUUGGGCUUGUCCGGAUUCUUACCUAUACAUCCACGAACAUACAUGCAAGCUUGGAGAAAUAGGCAAAAAUUAAACCAGGAAUCACAAAAUAUAAGUAAAGAAGAAACAACAGAAGUCAAAAGUGUAUGAAAAUAAUAAAAUUAGCU